AUGCGGAGCCGCUUCCUCACCGCCGACUACUUCGCGCCGUCGCCCUCGGCCGCCUCCUCCUCCGACCUAGCCAUAGCGCUAGCAUCCCUGCCCUCCCUGCCCUCCCGGUCCCGACUCUUCCUCCCGAUCCCCACCUCCUCAACCCAUUCCCCUUCCCCGCCGAUUUCCUCCCCGACCCGAGUGUGGCCGGCGAGGAUCUCGACUCGCUCCCCUUCGACUCCGCGCUCACCGAAUUCCUCGCCGCCGUCGUCCCGCAGCCCCCUGCCUGUGCCGGAUAUCCCCGCUGCCGACGAGGGCUUGCUGGAUGAUUAUCUCUACGGUAGAGGUGUGUACGGGAACGGUUUUAGCUCGAUGGAUCCCGUUGCUUUCAGAAUCCCCAAGGCAAGUGAAGGACUGGACGAUAGCCACACAAAGGGCGAUAAGGAAGAGGGACUCAGUUUGGAGGCCUCAGCGGUUACCAAGCGAGGGGGCCUGUUGGAGGCCAUGUUUGAGGUUCCAGAGGUCGAUUUCCUGUUGGACUUCAUUGAUAUUGAUACUGAGACAAGAAUACCAUAUCCAGCUGAACUUGCAGAGUCAAUUUAUCAAGUAGAAGUCCCUGUAAAACAUGAUGAUGAUAUGAACUGUCCUUAUGCUAAAGAUAGCUCCUGCAUGGAAAUCACAGGACUAGAGAAUGGUCAGAUAAUACCCCAGUUGGAGGCUAGUAUGAUUUCUUGGGAGCUUGAUGAGUGCCCAGCAAAGACAGCGGUAUCCAAUAUUUUUCAUAAUAUUGUUGAACACUUAUAUGAUGGAGCACAAGUUCGUCUUCCAUCAUUUGGCUCAACUGAGUUCUUGAGAUCAUGUGAUAUGGACAUUUUUGCCUUGGUUUGCAAAGAUGCCCCACGUGUGGAGUAUCGAGCAGAUAAACCAAUUACAGCAAAGGAUGUAGCAGAAAUGGAUUUUGUGAGGAUCAAUCAUGAUAUUUUACUUGAUAAAAAGUCAGCAUUAUACCCUCUCAAACCUGAUGGGACCUGUUCAGAUUUUCCUUGCUCCAUUCUCUUGGAGGAAGUAGAGACUAUCAACUUUCCUUCUGAGGAUGCCUUUAAGACACUUGUUCAGUCAGUGAAAGCUGAGAUGAAUACAUCUGAGGUAAUAUUCAAAGAUGACUUUGAUCAAGCAAAAUCUUUCUAUGAAUCAGUGGUUAGCUCCGAAUGGGCUCUAGUUGAUGAUACCUUCAAAUCACUACCUACACCUAUUUUACCUGAUGAUAAAGCAAUGAGAUCUAUGCUUCCCCCUAUAGAAGUACUUUGCUCCCUAAAACCACUUCCUCUAUCUGCAGCAGAUGGGAUCUAUUUGGAUUGGCAUCUUUUAUCAGAAGGGCCAUGCAAUCAGGAGAGUUGCUCUACUUAUACGAGUAUGGUUGAGGAGGUAAAGCCUUGCAGUUUAAGUCCUGAAAUGCAAAUAAGUUGCCAGCAGAUGCCAGCGCUUGACAUUAGUUUUCUGGAGGAUUUUCCGAGAAGUGCAAAGCUUCAACAUGAGGACAAGAAGAAUGAGAUUUAUGUUCCUGGGCCUAUACCUCAUGAUCCAUCAGCCAAUUUGGAAACAACUCAGAAGAACAUGCUAGAAAGUGAUGUCAGAGGUCAUAGCCACAUGGAUAAAUUGAGUCCAGAAAAGGAAUCAUCAUUGUUUAAGUCAACGUCACAGUCCAAUGGGCUAAGCUUCUACUUAAAUGUGAGAAAUGACACUAAUAAAGUAAGUAAAAAUGAGGAUAUUUCUACCUUAGACAUCCCCUCUUCAAAGCAAGCAGCUCCUUUUUCAACCAGACCUAGAGUUAACAAACUCAUAGAAAUUCAUCCUGUCAACCUCUCAGAUCUUAUCCAAGGCCUUAUCAAAGACAUCCAUGUAAGUUAUACAUCUGCUUUGCAAGAAAGUGCAUACUUCAGGCAUUCUUUCUCCGAUGGGCAAGGUUUAAGCAUUUCAAAGCAAAAGCUUCUUGAACUGAUAACAGGGGAAGGUUCAGAAGGCUUGUAUAGCUACUGUAAAUAUGAAGAUAAGAUGGAGCUUAUUGUACUGUAUGCAUUAAAACAGGUUGCAUAUUACCUAUGUUUCUUUGGUCUGCAUGCUGCCUAUCUGUAUGUAGGCAAUUUGACUGGAACAUUUGAAAAUAUUCCUGAGAGGUUAAGAAAUAUUCAACGCUGCAUUGGUGAAGCUCGGUUGAAAGCUGAGAAGCAACUACUAGAGUCUCAUCCGUCAUUAUCUGUCAUUGAGAUAAUCCUUAGAUCUAAUACCCAAAUCGGCUGA
Molecule: messenger RNA, 2277 nt
Organism: Miscanthus lutarioriparius
Lineage: Eukaryota; Viridiplantae; Streptophyta; Magnoliopsida; Poales; Poaceae
Source: the annotation of a GenBank genome assembly